UCAAAGCUCAAAGAUCAUAUGCCGAAAUCAAGAUUGUGCCAUUGCGGCCCAUUUAUUAUUUCACGAUGCACAGUUUUCCUGCAUGCUCCUUGCAAGAAGAUCAACAGAGUCCGCAAGCAAGCAAACAUGUACGUGUACGUACCCAUGCGCAAACAAGAGAGAACAUAGCGCAAAAAAACAGAGCAGGUUUAUCCCGUCUACCUCAUUCGCAAGCAAGAUACGGCAAGUCCGCAAAAUCAGUGCACUUUACACGAUUUGCUUUUAAGCUAUACGUGCCUUUGCUUAUGCGAAGAAAGGGAAAAUUCACGGCUUAAAAGAGUGCAUGGUGCUCUCGCCUACAGACUUAUCCAUCGCGCAAGUCCUGUGUCUUGGUAACGUACAAUUUUCGUCUUAAGGGCCAGGCAUACUUAC
Messenger RNA from Cylicocyclus nassatus, 411 nucleotides. Lineage: Eukaryota; Metazoa; Nematoda; Chromadorea; Rhabditida; Strongylidae. The record is from the annotation of a GenBank genome assembly.